AUGGAAACUCACAAUAUAUAUGUGACAGAGGAAUCAAAAGAACUUGUACAGCCAAAGUCCUCUGCACCGGUAGAGACGGUUGUUCCUCCUCAAAUAAAAAUAGAGGUGCCAGAUGAAAAUGACAUUUUACAAGAAGACAACGACAUGAAUUUGGAACUAGCUGUUUACACAGAUGCUGAUGUUGUAAAGCGGGAACUAGACUGUGAAAUUGAGUAUGAGGGUUUAGAGGAACAAUCCAAUAUCCCUGACUGUGGUAAUAGUGAUAAGAUGAAGCAGGAACCUUAUGAUGGACAAAAUGACUUUGAAGAACAAUUUGCUCACUCGGAAUCUAUUGUCAGACAAAUAUUUGACCGAAUAAGCAAGGAAGAAAAAAAGGCUGUUGAAGGACAAUUUUCUUACUCAGACUCCAGUUUAAUCAAACAGGAAUAUGAACCGACUGCUGAUCAACAGUGCACUGAUCAAUCUGGUCACAUUGACCACAUGACACAUUUUGUAGGUGGAGACCAGAUACAGGUAUUUGAUUGCCAAACCUUUGGUGAAAGUUCAGUGAAGCAGGAAGGCCAGGACCUGUCUCGUGAUGAAUCAUUUGAAAAUGACCAAAAUAUUCCCCUAAAAUUAGAGCUUGAGGUAGCAGUUGCAGAUGCUCAGAACAGUGACCAUGGUGAUUUUAUUGUAAAAAGUGAGCUGGUAGGUGAUGAUGAGGUCCAGAUGGAUGUUGGUGCGAUGGCUGUCACUGGACCGGAGGCUGGUGACCUGAAGGUGGAUCCAUGUCCUGAGGAGGAUACAGAUAAUGCUCCUCCUGUUGGCCAGCUGCCUAUACCAGAGUAUGAGCCACCCUCAUUUACAGAUAAAGAGUCAGAUUCCUCAACAGCAGAUGAUAACUGGAGACCUUCAAAAAGGAAAAGGAAAUCAACCCGUGGAAAGAGGAACAGCAGUAAACCACGGAAUAAGGACAAUGCUGGUUCUCCAUCAUCUCACAAAGAAAGAGAGAGAUUUGAGGGCAGCAGUACUUCCUCAACACCUGCUGGGGAAGCACUGGUUAAAACAGGUGCUGGGAGAGGGAGAUACAGCCAGGUCGUGGAAGAUGUUCCGGUCGUCAAGGUUCAUCGAGUUAAUCCAAUGGGUAUCCCACUUCUCAAUCCACUCGCCUCGCAAGGAGCCAGUGGCAAAGUGACACACCCAGGACAGUUUAUCACACUGCAGGGUGGUCCAUUUUGUGGUGCACAGGUUAUUCAACUUGUCAAUGCACAGUUGGGCACCCAAACAGGCACUCGAGUUAGUACCCCACAGGGCAUUCAAGUUUGUUCUCAAGUAGGGACUGUUAGCACUCAACCUGGCAUUCAGGUUGUGACACAACCAAGCAUUCUAGUUGGUACUCGCGCGGGCAUUCAAGAUGGAACUCAGCAAAGCAUUCGAGCAUUCAGUACUCAGUUAGGCAUUCCAAUUCCAAUUCGAACUCUGUCUACUCAGGGUGUAGAGACAAAAUGCGCCCCUAGUACUGCCCUGCCUAAACUAGUUGCUAAAAAACUUCCUACCUUGAUGCCAAAAGGUGUUCCUGCUGAGCAUACUGUCAUCUACUCAAAGAAGAAGAGAUUCGCCUGCAAGUUUUGCGGUAAAGAAUUUGAUGCUAACGCAAAUCUCAAACGACACGAACUUCUUCAUACAGGCGAACGGCCGUUUAAAUGUGAACUCUGUGAUAAAACAUUUAUACAAUCUGUGCAGUUAGAAAUUCAUAAACGGACGCAUACUGGACGUAAACCAUUCAAAUGUGCAUUCUGUGAUAAGGCAUUUACUGAGGCGAGGUACCUGAAAAAGCACGUUGUUCUCCACACCGGAGAAAAGUCUUUCAAAUGUAAAAUCUGCUCGGAGGAUUUCGUCAGCUGGUAUCGGUUGUCACUACAUGAGAAGACCCAUACGGGAAAGAUGUUGUUUAACUGUAAAAUGUGUAAGGCAGGAUUCAGUAAGCGGAUAGAUUACGUUCUACACAAGCAGCAGGAGCAUCUGAAUCGGGACCCUUGGAAGUGUGACGAAUGUGGGAAGAUCUUCACAUGUAAUAGUGAGUUAAAGAACCAUAGUUAUCAGCACUCGGGACAGAAACCUUUUGAGUGCGGAUAUUGCCAAAAACGCUUCAGACUAAAGGCUCAUAUGCUGAGGCAUGAGACACUUCAUACCGGAGAAAAGGUCUUCAAAUGUGCGACCUGUGCAAAGGAGUUUUACAAGGAUUGGGAAUUAGUGAAACACAGGCAGAGUCACACUGAGCAGCAGUGAACUUUGAGGAACCAGAGUAACCAUCGUACCGGAGGAAAGAGUUGGGAAUAGGUUAGGCAGUGAACUAUGAGGAAACACUACUGUCACACAGGUAUUGAAUGUGGUAUUCAAAAGACGUGUCGAGACCAAUGUCAUGCGGUCAUGUUUAUCAUUGCAUUGACGUACCAAUCAAAAAAAUGUUGUAAAUUUUGCAUUCCAUUUAGCCUUUUAAGUAGUCGGCUGUAGAGUCUGCUGGUAUUUCGUUACUCUUCACUGUCUAUUGUAAUUAUCUACACGUCAGUCGAUCAGAGAAAAGCUGACAAUUGUUGUUUCAACUACAUCCAAACUCUAACUGCUGUCUGUUCAACCUGUACUGUCAC
This is a messenger RNA of Lineus longissimus, 2627 nucleotides long. Its product is annotated as transcriptional regulator Kaiso-like. Gene Ontology annotation, molecular function: RNA polymerase II cis-regulatory region sequence-specific DNA binding; DNA-binding transcription factor activity. Bases 1 to 2268 code for a protein of 755 amino acids. The record is from RefSeq and is a predicted model, not a curated record. Gene Ontology annotation, biological process: regulation of transcription by RNA polymerase II. Lineage: Eukaryota; Metazoa; Nemertea; Pilidiophora; Heteronemertea; Lineidae. The transcript has 3 exons.